GUUUCCACCUGGGUGAAGUUUUAUGGUAAACGUAAUUAGCAAAAAUAAGGAUGUAAGCUAGCUGCGUCAAAACAAAAAGGAAAAGCAGACGAUAAAAGCAAAAGGAGAAGAAGAAUAAUUAGCAAAAAUGUCGAAAAGAAAGAAGACAGGAGCUGAUAAAGAAACAUGUUGGGCAGGAAAGUUACAAGCUAAAAAGUGUAAAAUGGGCGUGGAGGUGCCAAAGUUGCUGUGGACACUGUCAGCCAGGACACUGAGGACUGUCGGACAGCUGGUGAUGUGAGAGAGCUUUUUGGACUGAGGACUGCUUUGACAGACAGACUGCUUCUUUUUGCUGAGCUUAUCAGCCAACGUGUCUCCAUAUGGCAUUUUUUCUCAUUGCUACGGAGGAUGCAGGGUGAAAAGCCCCGAGCAAGGCUUCCAGUUACCCGCCAAAGAAUGCUGGCAUGAACAUGAAGAUUAAAGCUGCCAUUUCAACUCAAGUGAAACCGUGCACACGCUAACUGGCACCAGAAGGGACUGUUCCAUAAUUACAUAAAUUAGACCAAGUGUGCCCAAUGGAUAUUUGAAUCCCUGUCACUUUGCUCUAAAUAGCCAUGGCAGAGAGGACCUUUAAACAGUUCAAAUUAUUUUGGCGCGAACAGUGAGAGGUUUGGCCAGUGGCCUGGACAGUGUGAGGUAAUGGUAUUUGCUCCAGGAAAUAAGUGUUGGCCAAGCCUAUUGCUAUGCAAAUAUAAUAUAGCAUUUAACCUUUUGUCUUACAAUGCAUCAGCUCACACUUGUUUAUCAAUGUAGACAGUCACUUAUAUGCCAGUCUACUCUCUCAGUCGACCCAGUAUAUUUCUUGCUUAAACAAAGGUUCUUAUAAAUAAAUUCAGCCCGAUAAGUCCCUGUCCACCUGCACAGAUUUUGUGAUCACACGAUGGUUUUACAAAAGCCACAUGGUGCCCAUAUCAUAUGGGUUGGGCUGCUCAUUUGUUGCUGUGUAGAAAUAGGCACUUGUCUAGAAUUUACAGGUGCUGAGGGCCAGUGGGCUCGAUUUCCAGUGUGGAACGCAUGUUGCGAAAGUGAAAUGAGCUUCAAUAUGAAAACAAAGAGCUCCCACGGGCUGCUAGUUUACUUCGACGAUGAGGGAUUUUGUGACUUUCUAGAACUCCUCAUACUGAAUGGUAAACUCAGCCUUCGCUUCUCAAUCUUCUGUGCCGAGCCUGCGACCGUCGUAUCUGACACGGCGGUCAAUGACAGCCAAUGGCACGCGGUCACGAUAAGGAGAAACUUUAAGAACACAACCCUAAAGGUGGACAAUGAGACGAAAUGGGUCGAGGUGAAGUCAAAAAGACGGGAUAUGACUGUUUUCAGCCAUUUGUUUGUUGGUGGAAUACCACCGGAGUUACGAUCUGUGGCGUUACGACUCACAUCAGCUGCAGUCAAGGAUCAGCUACCUUUCACUGGAUGGAUAACGGACAUAAAGGUCAACAACACGGAGUCUGUCGUGAUCGACAGUGAAGGGGUCUUAAAGGACCUCUGCGGUUCAGCCAACAUGUGCUUAAAUGGAGGAGUCUGCAGUUUGAUUAACAACGAACCAACAUGUGACUGCUCUCAGACGGGGUUCCAAGGAAAGGACUGCAGUGAAGAAGACAACUAUACUGAAGGUCUGGCACACCUGAUGAUGGGCGACCAAGGGCAGAGAGGGGAAGUUUGGCUACUAAGGUCCCUACUGAGCAUUCAAGGAAAAGAAGAGUAUGUCGCCACCUUCAAAGGAUCUGAGUUCUUCUGCUACGACUUGUCCUUGAACCCGAUUCAAAGCAGCAGUGAUGAAAUCACGUUGUCAUUCAAAACCCUACAGAGGAAUGGACUGAUGCUGCACACGGGCAAAUCAGCUGAUUACGUCAACCUGGCACUGAAAAAUGGGGCUGUCUCACUCGUCAUUAAUUUGGGGUCUGGAGCCUUUGAAGCUCUUGUGGAGCCAGUCAAUGGGAAAUUUAAUGACAAUGAUUGGCAUGAUGUCAAAGUAACAAGGAAUCUACGUCAGCACUCAGGCAUUGGACACGCUAUGGUAACAAUAUCCGUGGAUGGGAUUCUGACCACCACAGGAUAUACACAAGAAGACUACACCAUGCUAGGCUCUGACGACUUUUUCUAUGUUGGAGGGAGUCCUAGCACAGCUGACCUGCCUGGAUCUCCGGUUAGCAACAACUUCAUGGGCUGCCUCAAGGAGGUUGUGUACAAAAACAACGAUGUGAGACUUGAGCUGUCCAGAAUGGCCAAGCAGGGUGAUCCCAAGAUGAAGGUCCAUGGCACUGUGGCCUUCAAGUGCGAGAAUGUGGCCACUCUCGACCCCAUCACGUUCGAGACGCCAGAGUCGUUUAUCAUCCUCAACAAGUGGAACGCCAAGAAGACAGGCUCCAUCUCCUUUGACUUCCGUACCACAGAGCCCAACGGCCUUCUCCUCUUCAGCCAUGGCAAGCCCAAGCAGCAGCCGAAGGAUUCCAAGAGUCCCCAGACUCUCAAGGUGGACUUCUUUGCCAUCGAGAUGCUGGAUGGCCAUCUGUACCUGCUGCUGGACAUGGGCUCAGGAACCACAAAGACCAAGGCAGUCAAUAAGAAAGUCAAUGAUGGCGAGUGGUACCAUGUGGACUUCCAGCGGGAUGGUAGAUCAGGUACUAUCUCUAUCAACACACUCCGUACUGCCUACACAGCCCCUGGAGAAAGUGAGAUCCUAGACUUGGAUGACAACCUCUACCUUGGGGGUCUGCCAGAGAACAAAAUGGGGCUGGUGUUCCCCACUGAGGUGUGGACAGCACUACUCAACUACGGCUACGUGGGCUGCAUCCGGGAUCUAUUCAUUGACGGACAGAGCAAGGAUGUCCGGCGCCUGGCUGAGGUCCAGAAGGCUGCUGGGGUCAAGCCCUCCUGCUCAAAGGAGCCUCCUAAACAGUGUUUGAGCAACCCUUGCCAAAAUAAUGGGGUCUGUAGAGAGGGCUGGAACCGCUACGUGUGUGACUGCUCCGGGACUGGAUACCUGGGACGCUCUUGCGAAAGAGAGGCAACCGUCCUCAGCUAUGACGGCAGUAAGUUUAUGAAGGUCCAGCUGCCAGUGGUGAUGCACACAGAAGCCGAGGAUGUGUCCCUGCGCUUCCGCUCCCAGCGAGCCUAUGGCAUCCUAAUAGCCACUACAUCCAGGGACUCUGCUGACACCCUGCGUCUAGAGCUGGAGAGCGGCCGCGUCCGCCUGACUGUAAACUUAGAUUGUAUCAGGAUUAACUGUACCGCCAGCAAAGGUCCAGAAACUAUUUUUGCGGGUCAGAAUCUGAACGAUAAUGAGUGGCACACAGUGCGUGUGUUCAGGAGGGGCAAGAGUUUGAAACUGACCGUAGAUGAUCUGCUGCCUGUGGAAGGUCAAAUGGCAGGUGACCACACCCAGCUGGAGUUCCAUAACAUUGAGACGGGCAUUGUAACAGAGAAGCGCUUCAUGUCAAUGGUGCCGUCCAACUUCAUCGGCCACCUCCAGAGCCUCUCCUUCAAUGGCAUGGCCUACAUAGACCUCUGUAAAAAUGGUGACAUUGAUUACUGUGAGCUCAAUGCCAUGAUUGGCUUCAAGAACAUCAUUGCUGACCCCGUCACCUUCAAGUCACGCUCCAGCUAUGUGACCCUCACUACUCUGCAGGCCUACUACUCCAUGCACCUUUUCUUUCAGUUCAAAACCACCUCAUCCGAUGGCCUCAUCCUGUUUAACAGUGGAGAUGGGAAUGACUUCAUCGUGGUGGAGCUGGUCAAAGGUUACCUGCACUACGUUUCUGACCUGGGAAACGGAGCCCACUUGAUCAAAGGCAACUCAAACAAACCUCUGAACGACAACCACUGGCACAAUGUCAUAAUAUCAAGGGACACCAACAACCUCCACACUGUCAAGAUAGAUACCAAGAUCACCACGCAGACGACCACAGGAGCCAAAAACCUGGACCUGAAGGGUAACCUUUACAUUGGUGGCGUGGCUAAGGAAAUGUACAAGGAGCUGCCCAAACUGGUGCAUGCCAAGGAGGGCUUUCAAGGUUGUCUGGCAUCAGUGGAUCUGAACGGGCGGCUCCCAGACUUGAUGUCAGAUGCUCUGGACUGUGUGGGGCAGAUAGAGAGAGGAUGUGAAGGCCCCAGCACGACGUGCCAAGAGGACUCGUGUGCCAACCAGGGUGUGUGUCUUCAGCAGUGGGAGGGCUUCAGCUGUGACUGCAGCAUGACGACAUUUGGGGGACCGCUGUGUAAUGAUGCGGGAACAACAUACAUAUUUGGGCGAGAUGGUGGACUGAUCACAUACACGUGGCCGCCAAAUGACCGUCCCAGCACGAGGGCAGACCGGCUAGCCAUUGGCUUCAGCACACACCUGAAGGAUGCUGUCCUGGUGAGGGUGGAUAGCUCCUCUGGUCUUGGAGACUUCUUGAAGCUCCACAUCGAAAAAGGAAACAUUGCCGUUGUAUUUAAUGUCGGAACAGAUGACAUUAAUAUUGAGGAGACAUCAAAGUUUGUAAAUGACGGAAAGUACCAUAUAGUGAAGUUUACGAGGAGUGGGGGUAAUGCCACUCUGCAGGUGGAUGACCUGCCAGUCAUUGAGCGCUACCCCACAGGCAACAAUGAUAACGAACGCCUGGCGAUUGCUAGACAGCGAAUCCCAUACCGACUUGGUCGAGUAGUUGACGAAUGGCUACUCGACAAAGGGCGGCAGCUCACAAUCUUCAACAGCCAAACCACUAUACAGAUUGGGGGCUGGGAGCGAGACCGGAGUCGAUCCUUUCAGGGCCAGCUUUCGGGCCUCUACUAUAAUGGCUUAAAGGUGUUCAACAUGGCCGCCGAGGGGGAUCCCAACAUUAAGAUCCAAGGCAGCGUGCGCCUUGUGGGGGAGUCGCCCUCCUCUAUCACUCCCCAAUCCAGCACCACAGCCAAUCGCUCAGAGACAUCGACGUCCAUCAUGGAAAUCACCACCACUACGGCGUCCAGCAGGCGAGUCAAACAGACGACACCACGAGAGCCUCAGCAGACAACCGACGACUUGCUGGUGGCAUCAGCCGAGUGUCCGAGCGAUGAUGAGGACAUUGAUCCCUGUGAGCCGAGCUCAGGUGGGUUAGCCAAUCCCACCGGUGUUGGGACCAAGACGUACCCAGGCACGUCGGAGGUCUUCCGGGAGUCCAGCAGCACGACGGGGAUGGUUGUCGGCAUCGUAGCAGCAGCAGCACUGUGCAUUCUCAUCCUGCUUUACGCCAUGUACAAAUACCGGAACAGGGACGAAGGCUCGUACCACGUGGACGAGAGUCGCAACUACAUCAGCAACUCGGCGCAAUCCAACGGCACGGUCGUCAAAGAGAAACCAGUGAACACCGCAAAAACCUCAAGCAAGAACAAGAAGAACAAGGAUAAGGAGUACUACGUGUGAUUGUCAAAGCUUUGGUCCUCGCCAGACCAAGUGAAACAUUUGUGGAAAAGACAAAUCAGGACAUCAACAUGUGUACAGUAUAAUAACAAAGAUGAACAUUAUUUAGUCAUUUUUUUCCUAUAAGACAAUGCUCUGAAAAGUAAAUAUGAAAAAUGAAAAAAUAACUUUCUUUAGACUCAAGCACUUGAGACAGAGAAGAAGAUUUACUGUCCAGACUCAGACUGAUGGAAAAAUGGCUCUGGCGAUCGGCUGAAAAUGAACUGAAUACAUAUCUAACAUGACAACCAAACAACAUAAACCCAUCUGUGACUUGUUCCCUCGGCCAGGAUAAUGUUAUCAAGCUCCCUUGUUUCUGGUAAACAGAGGAGCACAGAUGCACUUUGCAAAGGGAGAAUCAGCAUUACAGACUUAAUGUUUUCAUAUACAUUGCCUGUGUUUGUGUUGUUGAGACUUUUUCUAGAAGAAAAUGACACAAUGCAUAAAUACAUAAAUAAAUACGCCAAACAUUUACUGUGGACGACGGGGGAAAAAAAAAUCAGGUGACGGUGAAGUCAGAGAGAGAAAAAAAAUCCCUGAUGGAUGUCCGAGAAAUCAGCCAAAGUACUCACUGAAGAGGCAGUGAUGGCCGGCAAAGACUAAUACCUGGCUGACUGAGCUGCCGCAGUGCAAAGAUGAGAAGGGAUGGCAGUUUCUCUUGAAAGACUACGUUUUAGAAGAAGAAUAUGUCCAUUGUGCCAGUAAGAAAUCUGGAGGCCUUCGUUUUCACAUGGUGUGAACUCAAAGGAGAGAGUUUCCUCAGAAUCACGGGGGGAAGUCUCAAAAGUGAUCAUUCGGGAGCCAUGCACGCGAAAUUAUCUUAUUACAGUACAUAUGUUUAUAUACAGUACAACCACAUCUAUAUGUGCUUUCUGGACUGUGACAAAGUGGUGUUUUAUAGCCUGUUGUAUAGAUGAUGCAAACUAUAACUGCUCCUCAACCAUUUUGGAAUAAAACGACAAAAAAAGGACAAAAAGAAAACAUAAGUGUUAUUAAGUGUUGCUAGACAUAGAAGAUUUUAUGAAGACAUCUGCAUUUUUUUCAGUUGGGUAAUAAUUUGAUUCUCCCCUGUUUUUACAUGUGUUCCUAUAUAGUUUUUAUACAAAUGCCAACCUGAGAUAGAUGAUCCCGGACCAGUAGUAGCCUAACCGUUCCCAAAAACUGCACAAGGUGUUGACAGGCAGAGAGGUGUGGCAUGACAACUUGUGUGGCUCUCUUUUAAGGAUACCGGUAGAAUCACUGCCUUCCUCCUCAAUCCUGACUUACGUGAGUGAGAAUGAAGACCAAGAAUAUGAGUGAUGAUGAUGAUGAGAUGAUGAGAUGAUGAUGAUGGAUGAUGACGAUUAAAAUAAAUUAACUUGCUGUGUGUGUUUCCAAGUGGUAUUAUAAGAUUGUCUAAUGUGUGCUUGGGCUGAUACAAAACCGGAGGAGAAUAGCUCAAAAUAAGUCUCCAUUUCAACUGUUCUGUGUUUGUUCUGUCAUUCUGUCAGUCAAAUUCUGCUUUCCAGAGACCUGUACUUGGAAUGAGUAUGAGGAAAAUGACCAUGAACUAUAAAUGAUGAUUAUAAAUUCUCUUUGUUUGCUCCUCUUUUAUUUC
This is a messenger RNA of Epinephelus fuscoguttatus (brown-marbled grouper), 7052 nucleotides long. Its product is annotated as neurexin-1a. The record is from RefSeq and is a predicted model, not a curated record. The coding region runs from base 920 to 5419 and encodes 1499 amino acids. NCBI's taxonomy places the organism in Eukaryota, Metazoa, Chordata, Actinopteri, Perciformes, Serranidae. The transcript has 23 exons.